Molecule: messenger RNA, 1071 nt
Organism: Lentinula edodes (shiitake mushroom)
Lineage: Eukaryota; Fungi; Basidiomycota; Agaricomycetes; Agaricales; Omphalotaceae
Exons: 6
Coding region: 1-1071 (356 amino acids)
Source: RefSeq, a predicted model, not a curated record
AUGUCGAUUUUGAUCAUGAAGGUGGACCUCGAUGAACCGAAUUAUUUGCACCAAGUUUUUUCACAGGAAAUUCCAAACUCAUUCUUCGCCGAUUUGGACCACAACGAGUUGGACAGCUUUGGCCUGACAUGUAGACGGAGUCAGGAUGAAAAGAAGGCAUUCUUACGCAGGUUGUUAAAAGUAGAGUCCGUCCUUGUGCGAUUCUUUUCUCCUGAGGAAAUAUGUCAGUUCCAUGACAUUCAGGCAGUCAACGACAGGACUUCUCUUUUCCGUCGCGAAGCUACCAGUUUUUCUCUCGGGAAAGCUACGACACCGAUCUGGACACGUACUGUGUGCUUAGGGACGGACUUUGAACGAGUUAUAGAAAUAGAAGACCAUGUCAAUAGGGAAGAAACAGAAUAUGGAGAUGAUAGUAUCGUUGAAGUUUGGGACUUCCAGAACAGUCAGCUGAAGAUGAUUCAACUCAUUGCAGCGUGGCACAGCGCUGUGGAAGUAAUACUGUGUUUUCACUCAAUGUGCGUUAUGAACUUUAUUUCACAUCGGGCAGCGUAUUCGCUGUUUCCACAGACAACAUUCAAAGAUAAAGCAACACUUAUCCUCGAUAACGGGUACUCAUCAGCGGGAUCAGCAGCAGGUGUUGAAAAAUAUGUUCGUCGAGGGUUAAAGAUGAUGAAAUCACCAUCAGUGGCACAUAUGCUGGAUCCAACACUGGAUGUUGUCGCGGUGAGCCCCAGAUUUGUGAAUGAUUCAAGGACGUGGCGUGUCCCUAUUGAAUACCAUGGGCGAAUGAAACCUCAGCCAGAUUUUGCAGAAGCAAACAGCUUCGAAAUGGUGUAUCAACAAGAUACGAAUAAGAUCUUGUGGACGGUGAUUACAGGACCUGGGCUCGUACACACGUAUAUCGCAGCACCUAGCGAUUGGGCAUUUAUGAAGUCAAGCUUAUCUGCAAUACAAGAUCUCAUGGACGAUGGGAUAUUGCAGAGGGACGUUGGCAUGCUGACUUUUCAGCGUCUGAACCCAUCACGGAGGACAAGUUAUGUGUGGGACGAUGUAGCACUCAACGUUACAUGA